AUGGGGGACUGGAGCGUGCCCAUCGGCGCCCUGGGCGAGGAGGUGGUGGCCCGGCUGUGCGAGCUCCUGGAUAACGCGGGCCGGGGCUGGCGCAAGCUGGCUGAGCUGGCCGGGGCUGAGAAACGCUUCAAGUGCAGCGCGGAGGAGCUGGAGAUGUGCUCGCUGAAGGUGCUGGAGCCCCGCGGCAGCCCCACGCAGUGCCUGCUGCAGCUCCUGGCCGAGCGCGACUGCACCCUCAAGUACCUGCUGGGCUGCCUGGAGCAGAUGGGGCACACAAAGGCCUGCCGGGUCCUCAGCGCUGCCGUCCAGGACAUGAUCCGCAUCACGGUGCAGCCGGAGUCACAGGUGGUGGCAGAGGGGACACGAGUGUCCCUGACCUGCUGUGCCACCGGCCCGCCGGGGCUCAUGUACCAGUGGUUCUGUGGGAAACGGGAGGUGCCUGGAGCCACGUCCCCGGAGCUGGUGAUCGACACGGCCGCCCCGCCGGGCCAGCCCGAGUGGUACAUCUGCCGGGUGAACUGUGGGGCCACCUUCGCCUUCUCCAGGUGGGCCCACGUCCAGGUGGAGAAGAGCAGCAGCCCCAGCUCAGCCAGUGGCUACUGCCCGAGCAUGGCAGGGCUGCAGAUCCUGCGGCAGCCACGGCCGUGCCGCCUGGCCGAGGGGGACACGCUGGCGCUGGAGUGCAGAGCCAUCGGCAACCCCCCGCCCCAGUACCAGUGGUUCAGGAACAGACGUCCUGUGGAGGGGGCUCAGGCACCUCAGCUCCAGGUGAAGCUGGUGACAACGGCCGAGCGGGGCAGCUACUGCUGCCGAGUGUUCAACCUGUUCCAUGAGGUGUGGAGCCAGGAGGUAGAUGUGGAGAUCGGCCCACGGCUCUUCACCUCUGGAGGCUCCUGGCAGGAAGGGGAUGGAGGCUCCCCAGAGUGUGGCAAUCCCGGCCAGUUGUAUGCCACGGACAAAGUGGCGCUGCUGAUCGGCAACAUGCACUACCUGCACCACAAGCAGCUGCAGGCGCCCAUGGUGGACGUUCAUGCCCUCAGUGCCCUCCUCCGCCAGCUCGACUUCAAGGUGGUCUCGCUGCUGGACCUGUGCAAGGCUGAGAUGCAGAUGGCUGUCAACGAGUUCCUCCUCCUCCUCGACAAGGGCGUCUACGGUUUGCUCUACUACGCCGGGCACGGCUAUGAAAAUUUUGGCAACAGCUUCAUGGUGCCCAUCGACGCGCCCAGCGCCUACACGUCGGCGCACUGCCUGUGCGUGCAGCGGGUGCUGCGGGCGAUGCAGGAGCGCCACACCGGCCUCAACACCUUCCUGCUCGACAUGUGCCGCAAGAGGAACCUCAACGACGAUGUCAUCCCGCAGGUCGGGGCGCUGGAGGUCACGGCCAAUAUCGUCUUUGGCUAUGCCACGUGUGCGGAUGCCGAAGCCUAUGAGCUGAGCCAGGGCGAGCUCUCCAACGGCAUCUUCGUCACCUUCCUCAAGCGCUGGCUGCUGGAGGACGAGAAGAUCACGGUGCUGCUGGACAAGGUGGCCGAGGACAUGGGCACGCUGGAGAUCACGCGGGGCCGGCAGGCGCUGGAGCUUCGCAGCAACCUCUCGGAGAGACGAGCUCUGACGGACCCCAUCCGCCCCCCGGGCCGGGACGAGACCUCUGCCAGGAACCUGCAGUGGGCCAAGGCUCAUGUGCUGCCGGAGAGCCGCCACCUCCGCUUCGACUGCGGCGUCACCGUCCAGCUGGGCUUCGCCGCCGAGUUCUCCAACAUCAUGAUCAUCUACACGCGGGUGGUGGCCGCCCCCACGGACAUCACCAAGUGCGAGGCCAGGCUCACUGACAUCCCUGAGGAGCUGGACGUGGACCUCAAGUGCACCAACAAGGAGAGCCCGGAGGAGGUGGGCAGCCCCCUGGCACCUGUCUGGAGCCUCGGCUGCCCCUCCUGCUGCCUCUACAGCCGGAUCUGUGGCUUGCAGAAGCUGCGGCAGGAGCUGGCCUUCACCGGCACCGUGCCCAACUCCAGCAUGCGGCAGCCGUUCAUCUUAUCUCUUUACUCACGAUACAACCGUCCUCCUGGUGCCGGCGCAUCGCCCGGCACGAUCGGCGCCGUGCCCCGAUGCAGCUAA
Messenger RNA from Manacus vitellinus (golden-collared manakin), 2115 nucleotides. Its product is annotated as mucosa-associated lymphoid tissue lymphoma translocation protein 1. Gene Ontology annotation, biological process: proteolysis. Gene Ontology annotation, molecular function: cysteine-type endopeptidase activity. The coding region runs from base 1 to 2115 and encodes 704 amino acids. The transcript has 17 exons. The record is from RefSeq and is a predicted model, not a curated record. NCBI's taxonomy places the organism in Eukaryota, Metazoa, Chordata, Aves, Passeriformes, Pipridae.